Molecule: messenger RNA, 570 nt
Organism: Hypoxylon trugodes
Lineage: Eukaryota; Fungi; Ascomycota; Sordariomycetes; Xylariales; Hypoxylaceae
Exons: 1
Coding region: 1-477 (158 amino acids)
Source: RefSeq, a predicted model, not a curated record
AUGGCACUCUUAUAUCUUACUCCUCUUAUAUCCUCAACCUGCUCCCUCUAUUUCGCAUGGGAUCAAUAUUUAUUCUUACGCAUAUUCCUAAAAAAGGACAUAGUGAUUUACGCAAACCGCCUCCAAGCCUCCUAUUGGAAGACUUUCUUCCCAGAAGGAGCCGUCGCCGUGGUAGGGCUUAUUGGUGUCACGUCAGGGGCAUCAUUCACACUCUUAAGAACCUCGGCAUCUCUUCUACGUGAUAAGGGUUCUUUUUACUGGUACCUAGCUGGCGGAGCCCUUGCUCUAAGCCAUCUUCUUUGGGCGCCCCCUACUUUGCCUCUCAUCAGCACUCUCCAAGACGAAAAGAAGGACCCCGAAAACGCGCCCAGCGCGCUUAGGAGCUGGUUAACUCUCCAUGUUGCUCGCGCUAUCAUUUCCGAUGCACCGUGCUUCGUCAGCUGCCUUGUUGCGGCUGUCAAGACUCUAUCCCCUUAAGAGUUGCACUACAAGCCGAUCACUUUUAAGGGCGGAGUCAUUAGGAUUGGUCUUGUAUAAGUUCACCGAGGCAAUUGAAUUAGGCUUAAGGAG